AAUUUUUUUUAUGAGAUGAUAAAUGUUUCCAGGUCUGCAAGGAGAUAUGUAAACGUGGAGUGAACUUACCCUGCUGCGGAACACAGGCCUGUAGAGCCUGUGCCACCAAACAGAUAACGAAAAACCGGAAAUGUUGGAAUUUGACCUGCUUGAAAGAUGCAAAGACAGAUGAUCUGGUGAACGAUGAUGAUCUCAGAGAUGCAACGACUAAACUUAAAGCCGGUCAACCUAUACCAGCAGAUGUGCUCCAGAGAAUUCAGUCCCGGUUCCAAGAGUCGGAGAUAGAGAUGAUUGUUGACGAAGAUCCUAAAAUAUCUUCUAAACCUACAAGUGCCACUCCGACCACUCCUUCUAAACCUUCAAGUGCCGCUCCGACCACUUCUUCUCAACCUUCAAGUGCUGCUCCGACCACUUCUUCUAAACCUACAAGUGCUGCUCCGACCACGGCUAAGCCAGCUUCCACAACUCUUGCUAAACCCACUUCUACAACUCCCAAUACCUCUAAACCUUCCCCACCAACUCCUAAGUUAAUUUCUUCAACUACCAAACCUACUCCUACCACUCCCAACUCCCCUAAGUCUACUCCAGCCCCUAAGAACCCUGUACCCGCUACGCCUAAGUCUCCCCUGAGCGCCGCAAAGCGUAAAUCAGAUCUUCCUUCUGAAGUUGAUUCUAAGAAAGGAAAACUGGAGACAAAUCCUCUCAAGAUAUUUCUCGAUGUGGAAAUUAUGCUCCAGAGUUUCCCCAACUUGUCCCAGAUAUGUAUCAAGAGCUCUGAAUCAGAUCAAGUAUUUUUUUCUGCCAUCCCUCCUAAAUUUUUGAAACCAGGAUCCCCUGAGAGUCUUCUGAACAAGCAUCAUUUGAGGAAGAAAACCGGUUUUUUAGCUGCUAAAACUUCACCGUUUCAAUUUGUUAAGGAGGAUCAAAGUAAAGUUGAUUGCACUGUUGUGUAUGAGACGCUGACGAAAGCAAUUAACUUUGUUCGAGAAAUCAAGAAGAAAAAUCCAGGCCGAGAGCUUGUAUUAGUUAUGUACUGUGAGCUGAUGUACAAGCUGUUGUACAAGAUAUUGAAGAAUGUAGCGUACUACAAGGAGUUCAAGGCUAUCUUUGACUCAGUCCUAACCUUUGAACAAUAUUUUGCGCAAGCUUCUAAACAAAAAGUUGACGUCAAACCAAUUAACGAACUGUUCACGCCUGUCCGGGAUAUAUACAGCUGUGCUGAGACAGUCAAACUUCUUCAGAGAUUAGACAGAGAGAAGGUGGAACAGGCUGUGUUCCUUAAUCUCCGUGUUCCCAGCCUAGAGGAAAAGAUAGAAGGGUUAUUUACAACAAAGGAGCCGGGCAAAUAUUGCAAGAUCAGCAGUGUCAAGAUCAAACCGGAUUUCCAGUCGUUAGCAGAGAAGUGCAACCCGCAACCCGUUUCAAACCCGGUAGCAACUGCUUCUAAACCAGUUGUAACCAGUUUAAAACCGGUUUCUAAACCAGCUGUCGUAACUAAAUCUAUCCUGAAGCCGACACCGAAGGUCUAUGAACCGGACCACGAGGAGAUUAUAAUCCUUGAGGACGAUCAGGUGACCGCGGAGACUGUUUAUAUAUCUGGCCUAUACGCGGUGUUUGUUCACCCUGUCCUUCUUCACCUGAGUGGAUUAGAGGCUGGAACUAGAGCAGUUUCCUUCAAAUCUGAUCUGUAUGCAUAUAAACCUAUGAACCCGGCAAAGGUGUACUGGAAAGGGAAGGAUGCCUACACCUUCUACAAUAUCAGGGUUCAGCUCAACCCAGCAAACAGAACUAAAUCUUUUGAGGCAAAAAUUAUCAGGAGUAUUGGGGACAAGAAGGAGGUUCUAAAUGUAAAGAAGGAUACAAGGCGGAUGGAGGAGACCAGACCUUUUAACAAGGUGGUGAAGGUAAACCUGGUGUACAACACGGACACCAACCCCUCCACCUCCUACACCCUCAACGACAACACUGCUGUUCUUCUAGUUAAACUAGUUCCUCAUGAUAAUGCUACAAUCAAUAAUAAAAAUAAGGAUCUAAUGUUCACCAGCAGUGAUGUGUUUAUGUACUUGAAAUCUAAACUAGGCGGACUGGAGAUAAUAUCUCAUCUAUUCUGCCCAGAUACAAGAAAUCUAGCAAGAGUUGUCUUCAGGUGUCCUGGUAGUAUAAAAAUAUCUCCUGGCCAAGUACUAGGAACUGCUCUCCUGCUUCAGGAGGAAAACAUAUCUCUGGCUCUACUUAAAGCUGAACAGCAUGAACAGACAAUCAAGAGAAUAUUGGCAGCAAAUUCCAAUUCCCCCAAUGCGCCAACAUCUCCGACUAAAUCCUAUGUCCUCACCAGCAGGAUGAAACGUCCUUGUCACACGUUAGAAACGUCCUGUCUUUACUCUGGUAUCAUGCACCCCGUCCUAGUUAAACUCAAGAACUACGAGGUAACACAGUUAGCGAAGAAGUUCAGCGAGGCCCAGUUCGAGUUUAAAGAGGACUUCGUGAAGGCCGUUGGUUUGGAUUUAGCGUCCAGAGCUACAAAAACGUGCUCCGUCUUUUGGCAUAAAAACGUUCCGUAUGCGUUCCUGCAGAUCACUCUUAGUGGGCAAAAGUUGAAGACGACAGUAGUAAAAGCUGACGCAGAAAUUGCAACCUUUUCUCCAGUUGAAUCAGGUGAACCCAAGCCACUGCCUUGCAUAGAGAUGUCAGUGUGUAUUGAUUUCUCGCAGAAGAAUCUUUCUGUUGAUUUGAAACCUGUGCUAGUUAAGGUUUAUCUGAAGUUUACUAAAUCCGAAGUUCCCAAACGUGAAGUUCUUGAUCAAAUAUUUGCAGUCAAUAAUAUAUACAAUUCAAAACUCAGGAUCCUGAAUAUCGUCUUCAAACCUCUAUUUAAGGAGCACCUGGCCCCCCAGAAGACCCAGACGAAUGAUAUGAUGGCUGAACUAGUGAUAGCUAGCAGGGACGGAACUAUCUAUCUCAACCCUAGAGAGGUUAUAGCAGAUGUAUCCUCUAUAGGAGCUAGGCUUGGUGGAGAUACACACUCCCUGGAUCUGUUUAAGAGUAGCGGAGUCCGAGUUAUGACUCAAGAUACUUUUGAGCAGGAAGACAGAGAGGAACAGAGGAGAAAGGAAGAGGACCGGCGCGCUAUUCAAGAGCGUGCGUACCGCAUGAAGGAGCGUGCACGAGAAUUCCAAGUUAAUGGUUUGUUCAACCGACGAAUGGAGACUACUGAAUGUCAUCCUGGACCUCAAGUACAUCAACUUCAUCCCGCACCUCAAGUAAAUCAAGGAACUCAAGUACCUCAACUUCAUCCUGGACAUCAAGUACAUCAACUUCAUCCCGCACUUCAAGGACCUCAAGUACCUCAAGCACAUCAACUUCAUCCUGGACAUCAAAUACAUCAACUUCAUCAACAGGAGAAUCCAACGUUUUCUCGCCCAUCCCAACCCCUUCCUCAACCUGUUCCCGUCCAAUACUUAGGCCAACAACACCAUUCUCAACUACCGCAGCCGGUGCCUCCACCUCAAUUAGGUCAGUUGAUACAGCACCCUGUACACAAGAGAGAGGACGUAGAUCUAAUUAUGUUACCCUCUGUACAAAGAAGAGGGGACGUAGAUCAGAUUAUGCGACCUCCUGUACACAGGAGGGAUGAGAUGGAUUGGAGAGAGGAGAUGGAAAGUAGAGAAGGAAGAUAUGAGGAGAGGGAUGGAAGGGGAGGAAGAUAUGAGGAGAGGGAUGGAGUAAGGCAUGUUGAGGAUACUGGCUCAGGAUUGAGAAUAAACAUGAAUCGUGAACAGGAAAUGCUGGAGAGGCGAAGGAGAGAAAGUAUGAUGAGUUUGCAGGAGAGAAUGAAUAUGAAUAUGAAUACGGAUAUGGAAAGAAGAUCUCCGAAUCAACCCAGGAGGUCAAUGAUACCCGACCAUCGUGUGGUGGAGGAGGCUAGACAUGUUCUAGCUCAUGGGAUCAGUGAUAUAGUCAAUACAUUCUUAGACAGGGGAGACAUGUCAAGGCAUUUAGAAGAUCACAGAAGCGAUCGUAGGUCAACGCGUGAAGAACGACGGGAUGAUCGUCGCCACUCAGAGAUCGGCGGCAGUCGACGAGUUGAAGAGCGAAGCAGGAUAGACGGCCGAGGGAUAGAGGAUGUACGAUCGUUUAUUGAUCGAAAAAGAUCUAACGGAAACGAUUAUCUUCGGGAUAAACUCUUUGCGUCCGCGAGAGAGAAAUUUUUCAGAGAUUGAUCUCUAAGUAAUCAAUCGAUCAGAAACUACAAUUCAAAAUUUAAUCCAAGAUUUGUAUGUCGAUCCUGUAGACCCGCAUAAUAACACGAAUCCGGAUCUCGGGAACACGCAUAUAAAAAAGCACUAGUUUGCAGAUUGCAGAAUUUAAUAAUUAAAGCUUCUUAAAACAUCUUGUUGUGGUGUUAUGUUAUUGUGAACAUAAUUUGUAAUAUAUGCUAUUAUGUAUAUGCAGUACAAUAUUAUUGAGGUGGGGGGGGGGGGAGAGGGGGCAAAGUUAAGAAAUCUGAAAACUUAUUAAAAAUCUCUCGACACCUGAAUAUGUAUUCAGUGUACUGCACCACCUCCGGAGUAAAACUACUGCAAACUAUUAUUUAAAAAUAAGUGUUCUAAGAUCCGAACAGUUACGAGUUUUUGCUUGUAAAGUUGUGAGAAAAUUUAAAUUUGUUUAUUUGCUCUGUAUUUUUAAUUUGUUUUGAGUCGCAUACUUAUGUUCUAAUCGUGGUAAGAAUAUGAAUAUAGUUGUCACAAGAAAACUGUGUAAUGAUUUUCGUCAGCUAUGCUACAGUUAGAACCGGAAAACUGCGGAACAAGGAGACGACUUUUUAGACUCAAAAUAUGUCUUUAAAUAAUUCAAUAAACAUUAGACACAGA
This is a messenger RNA of Eurytemora carolleeae, 4871 nucleotides long. RefSeq lists its product as uncharacterized. Gene Ontology annotation, cellular component: spliceosomal complex. The transcript is spliced from 26 exons. The record is from RefSeq and is a predicted model, not a curated record. Gene Ontology annotation, biological process: mRNA cis splicing, via spliceosome. Bases 288 to 4220 code for a protein of 1310 amino acids. Lineage: Eukaryota; Metazoa; Arthropoda; Copepoda; Calanoida; Temoridae.